GAAACAUUAUGACCAGUCGAGAACAGAAGGCUUCCAAUGGGCAGCCAAGCCAAUCCGCUACAGUGGUACCGGAAGUGGAACUGGUAUCUUCGGGACAGGAGGAGAGGAACUGGCGUGGAAUUGGGAUCGCCCUACUUGUUAUUAUCAUAGUUUGUGCCCUUAUUGUAACAGCUGUUAUCCUGCUCAGCCCAGGUAACGAAGGUCCCAAGGUUAGGAAUCCACGGCUCAACUUACUGGAAGUUGUAUAUGGUAGUUUAACACCGAGAAGGUUUAAUGGAACGUGGAUAUCUGAAAAAGAAUUUAUUUACCGAGAUUCUGAUGGAACCCUUAUUUUAUUCAACGCAGAAACGUUAAAUAAAACAGUCCUCUUGUUAAAUACAACUUUUAGGCUCUACGAUGUUUACAAAUAUAGUUUGUCAGCCGACAGAAAAUACGUAUUGCUUUCUUAUGCUAUUAAAAAGAGAUUUCGAUAUUCGUAUACAGCGAAAUACAAGUACUUUGACAUCCAAAACUACCAAACCUCGCCACUAUUACCAACUGAAGAUAAUGCUGAACUACAAUACGUUGAAUGGGGGCCCACUGGUAGUCAGCUGGUUUAUGUAAGAAACAACGACAUUUUUUAUAUGGCCUAUGUAGGAGAUAUCCCUCCAAAACGUAUAACCAGGAGUGGGGUGGAUAGAGUGAUUUUUAACGGUAUUCCGGACUGGGUUUAUGAAGAGGAAAUACUGGGCAAUACCAACUCCAUCUGGUGGUCAGAAGAUGGUACCAGGCUGUGUUUUGCAUCCUUUGAUGAUAGUCGCGUGCCUGAAGUUCAGUAUCCCUGGUAUGGAGAUUAUAUGGAUGAAAAUAACAUUCAUCAGGGUCUAGUGAAAAUCAGAUAUCCUAAGCCAGGUACGGAAAACCCGUUAGCCACGUUAUGGGUUGUUGACGUCACUUUUACGUCAAGUAUCCCCGCUCCCAGAAGACUUCGUCCUCCAAAAGAAAUACAAGAAAGAGAACACUAUUUUACCCAAGUUAAGUGGAUUGAUAGAAGCCGACUAACAGCCGUCUGGCUACGGAGAUCCCAAAACUUUUCUAUCGUCAGUAUUUGCCACGAAUGGAGCGGAUGGGCGUGUGAAACGAAUUUGGAAGAGACUAGCACCACUGGUUGGGUGGAAAUGUAUGAACACCCUGUUUUUACUGCAGACAGUAAAUACUAUUUUCUUCGACUUCCUGUUAACGAAGGCGACUUUGGAAAAUUCCGCCAUGUUGCCAUGAUAAGUGUUCAAGAUAAAAGAAAGGAAUUCCUAACACAAGGAACUUAUGAUGUCAUCCAGAUUUUAGCCCAUCGCCAGGAUGUCCGUAAACUAUAUUAUAUUAGUACACUAAAGAAUCAUUCAGGAGAGCGCCAUCUUUUCAGUGUGACAGACAUAACCUCGAUAAAUCGUCUGUCGCAAGAAUGUCUCACGUGUGACAUUGAACGGAAUUGCUUGUUCAACAGCGCUACCUUUAGUCCAGGUGCCAAAUUUUACAUUUUGGAUUGUUUGGGACCUGGAGUGCCCAGAGUAGAGCUAAGAGCAGUCGAUGGAAACAGACUAGAGAUGCAUUUUGAAAGUAACACGAUAACGGCUAUCAAAGUCUGGGGAAAAAUAUAUUUACUCAGUCGAGUUAGCUUUCUUUUGUUUCCCGCCAGAUAUCUAAAGAACGAUUUACCUUUUAUUAAUCCUGAAAAGAUCGCCAUCUGGGGUUGGUCGUACGGAGGUUACGCAGCAGCAACGGCCUUAGCAACAGACAACGAUGUUUUCAAGUGUGGCAUAUCCGUCGCUCCCAUUUCCAGUUGGCGAUAUUAUGAUUCCGCUUUUACUGAACGGUACAUGCAGUUUCCGUCACCUGAAGAGAACUACUUGGCCUAUGAAAAGUCCAGUUUACUGAAGAAAGCAGCAAACAUCAAAGGAAAGAAGUUCCUUCUAAUUCAUGGCACAAACGAUGACAAAGUUCACCUUCAGCAAUCCAUGAUUCUAAUGAAAGCUCUUACUGAUGCAGGUGUUCUCUUUCAAACGCAAAUUUAUCCAGAUGAAAGCCACGAUCUGGAACACGUAUCCUUGCAUUUUUAUCAAACAAUGGAAGCUUUCCUGGACCAGUGUUUCGAUAUUCCUCGCAAGGAUAUAGGGCUCCAAAAAACAAGCAAAAAAGUAUUUAUAGGAGGAAGAUAGUGGCCAGUAAAACCUUCACUCCAUUUCUUUAAAAAAUUAUCUAUUUUGUGUUAUUUUUAUUCAUUCCUUUUUCUUUCUUUUUUUUUACGUCUGGUUGAGAAGUAGAUUUUUUGACAUAAAAAUCGAGCUCCAGGGUGGCUAAAUAUCAAUAGGACAUUUCCUGGCAGUAGUUUACAUCUGGUUGACACAGUGUAAAUAGAAACGUAAGAGAGAGAAAGAAAUUGGCCACUUGAAAGAAAGAUAUAUAUAUAUCAUCAUUGGAAUUACUGCUACCAUAGUUCCUGCACUGUCUGAAAACAGAACAAAAAAACAUCAGGGUCCUGUUACAUUAGGGCCAUCUUGUACUUUAAGCCUUAAACUAUAGGGAUUUAUUAGAUAAUACGUUAUGUGAUACCUAUUCUGACAAGGCACUUUGGUAUUCUUGUUUAAGAUAGUUAGUAGGUAUCAGGAUACUGAUGUGCCAAACAGAACUACAGUUAAAACUAUUUAGAACAAAAGAAUAGUUUCUUAUUACUAACAGUAGAAAAAUAGAACCUUCAAUUAUUUCCUCAGUAAUUAUUCAAAUAAGAAUUAACAAUCUUUAAAAAAAAAUACCUUAGCGGGUUUCUUCCAUUGCACUUCUAUCAUUUUGCAAGAAAAUUGUGGUGUUGGUAGUCAAGUAAUGCCCUGUGAACGGGUCACCUCAAGGGGUGAAUUGUAACAUUUAUUUUAAGCGCUCGAAAUGAAUUCCAGUCUCCUCUGAUUUUUCCAUUGCUACUUAUUAGAAUUCCUACACUGUAUCGCUUUUAAAUACAUUUUAGGGUAACUUAAAUGAGACAGCAGUUAUGCAAUACAUGCUGUACUUUACUAAGAUUU
Messenger RNA from Limulus polyphemus (Atlantic horseshoe crab), 3047 nucleotides. Its product is annotated as dipeptidyl aminopeptidase-like protein 6. The record is from RefSeq and is a predicted model, not a curated record. Bases 9 to 2192 code for a protein of 727 amino acids. The transcript is spliced from 19 exons. NCBI's taxonomy places the organism in Eukaryota, Metazoa, Arthropoda, Merostomata, Xiphosura, Limulidae. Gene Ontology annotation, biological process: proteolysis. Gene Ontology annotation, molecular function: dipeptidyl-peptidase activity; serine-type peptidase activity.